CGAAAUCUUCGUAGUCUCUGGUGCGGUCUUUGGACUUAAACUUCCUGUUUUCGCAGUCGCUGUAUCCGCAACGCCGACGAGCAACCCGAAGCUUCCGUCUGAAUGUCGGACAUAAAACAUAUUGGGGACCCGGAUGAGAUAGGGCGAUGAAAAAUUGAUAAGCGUUUCGUGCGUGGAUGUGUGUGCUGGAGAAUAAGCGUUAUAGCAUCGGGGUAACCCAACGCGGCGUCAUUCGUCUCGCCUUGCCUUGCACAUUAUACAUAUACCGCGCUGACACCUAUCAAAUGAAUUGGAACUGCGCGCGUUCAAUAUAAUAAUAAUAAUAAUCGUGAUAAUAAUAAUAAUAAAAAAACCAGAUCGCUCGCCGUCGAGAAGAGGGGGGAGUGAUCCUAGCGCCAUCGGCGAGUAAACCUUCGAACGAAAAUUUCUGGCGAAUCGAUAUUCCACUCAAAUAUUGACUACGCGAUUGUAGUGUGCCGCGACUAGAGUGGGGCCGUCGCGAUGCGCUUCUAGAAACAUAUUUAAAAAAAAGUGAUAUUGCGACCAUUCGAACAGAGUGAUUGCCGACAAUUGCUCGCUAAUCAAGUCGUAAAUCAACCGACGAAAUGUUAUUCGGUUCGCUACUCUCUGCGGGUCUGAUUCUCCUGGUAGUCGGGAAUUCGCGAGCCAGUCUUCUGUUCAACCCGUCGCCGUCAUCUUACGGCAAUCAUGGAGUACCUCGACUGGAUCUGGAAAAUCUGGACAGCGGAUACCAUGGACUGGUUAAAGAAAAUGAAACUCUGGUUGAAGUAACGCCUCAGAUUCGUGCAACAGGUGGAAAAGUCUGUUCGUUUCGCAUAGCUAACAAACACCAUGGAGAUGCCCCAUUCGAGAUUGUCCUUAAGGACAAUGGAGUUGCCGAACUCAGAACUCUGAGAGUUUUGAACUGCGAGAAGAGACGCAAUUACAAAUUCGAUAUAGCUGCCAUUGGAUGCACAGGAGCACAAUCUGAAAAUGCCACAGUUCACAUAACAGUCGUAGACGUGAACGAGUACGCGCCGCAGUUUCUUCAGCCGGCAUACGUAAGCGCAGUUGACGAAGGUCGGCUCUAUGAGGAAGUAGUGCGCGUUGAAGCUUCGGAUCGUGAUUGCACUCCAAAGUUUGGUGAUGUGUGCAAGUACGAAAUCCUAACCGCAGACCAACCGUUUGUCAUCGAUAACGAGGGAGCGAUCCGUAACACGGAACCAUUGGAUUAUGAAAGAUCCCACAAUCAUAUCCUCAGCGUAGUUGCUUAUGAUUGCGGUAUGAAGCAAUCCGCUCCAGCCAUGGUUACCGUCAAAGUAAACCGUGUCUGCUCACCCGGCUGGAGAGGGAUCCCCGAGAGAGUAGAUUACGCCGCUGGGGCUGGACCUCAACCCCUUCUUCCAUCGGCAAGGCUUGAGCUCUGCGACGCUCCCUGUGUACUGAAAAACUUGCGCGCAACCCUCACUCUGGCAACCGAUCAUAUCGGAAAAGGCUGCGACAGAGACACGUACGGAGUUAGGAGCCAGCGGAAAUUAUGCGGCGCCGCUAGAGACAGCGUCGACCUUUUGCCUACUCCGGGACCUUCCACACCUUGGACUUCGUCACUCUCCAGAGAUGAGGGGAGGGAAGCCGACGAAAUAUUCGAGUUUGACGGCGCUAGCUCUGCUGCCAUCGUUCCCAAUGAAGUGCUUGAUCACGCCUUGGCUCAAAAAUUUAGUGUCGGUGUUUGGGUCAAGCAUCGCCCACGUCCCAGACAGGAUCCUCACGUUAAGGAACACAUUUUAUGUGCCGCUGACGAUCACAAAAUGAACAGGCAUCACUACGCACUGUUUGUGAGAAAUUGUCGACUGAUUUUACUGCUUAGGCGUGACUUUUCCGAAGGAGAUCCGAACAUCUUUAGACCAGCUGAAUGGCGUUGGAAGCUGGAACAGGUGUGCGAUGACAGAUGGCAUCAUUAUGCCGUCCAAAUCGACUUUCCCCGAGUAAGUCUAUUCGUGGAUGGCGUGGAGCGUCAUUCGGAUGAAAAGAAUCCGGAAGUCAUCGACGACUGGCCUCUGCAUCCGGCCAAGGGUAUAAACACCACUCUUGUAGUCGGAGCCUGCUGGCAAGGCUCUGACAAUCGCACAAAGCACCAUUUCCGCGGCUACUUGGCCGGGCUUUCCGUGCUAGUAGGUAAGAACGAACAACCAGAAGUAUUGUCCUGCCUCCGUCGCUGCCAGGAAGGCCUGCAUGUCCCUCCGAUGGACCUUUUGCAACCUGGUACUCAACUCCUGGCCAAUUCCGACCUGACAGACGUCAGUAUCGACGGUGACAACCGGACAAACAUCGAGACCCUCUUACGCCGCAUAGGAUACUCGAAUUCCCGCCGCUUCCCGACCCCCGGCCGCCGAAAUUUCCGCCUUGACACGACAAUCCUCUGCGAGGGCAGCGAAGCUAAGCCUCUUGCUAUUCCCUCUGUCCAAUCCUAUGUAACCGUACUCCCGCCGCCGAGGCCCGGAAUAACGGUAAAUGGCACAGGAUACGUUGCCAGAGAGUACGCAGACUUCCGUCUGGGUGUCAGAGUCUUUCCUGACGCCAGAGUUACCGCCGGGUCAGCCGCGAGGCUCGACGCCUGCGCCGUCAGCGUUUACCCAAGUCUGAACCCGGAUCACGAAAGCUUGGGACUGCCGGGUGACGCGUUACGUCGUCUCAACUCUAUCACAGCCAGAGUGGAUCGUGACGGUGUCGUUCUCUCGGGUGCGGACACGCCCUACGACUAUCAGCAGCUGAUCAGAUUUAUUACUUACACAAACCGGAAGCCCGCUUAUUAUCUUGACAGAGUUUUCAAGCUGACGUGCUCGGAGCUAAGUGGACGCUUCGCCAGCAACGAGUACGUCCAAACUCUGGCAGUAAUUCAUCCCAAGGAAAAAAGUACCCCUAUCCCACCUCCGACCCCAGGGGAUCCACCAAUGGCCAGAAUUCUAGAACCAGCACCUGGACACGCACAGUUAUCUCCACAUCACGCCGAAAUUCCUGAGGAAUAUGCCACAACGACUCUCAGGGAAGGAGGACGGACAAUUUCUGGAGCUGGGGGGAGCCAUGCGGUAACUAUAGUCGCCGCUGCAUGCGUAGGCUUUCUGUUACUGAUGGCUGUCGUCGGGGCUGCACGCGUCAGAGGCGCAGCUAAGAGGCGACGAUCAGCCGGUGACGAAUUGGCUGCUGAAACUGAAAUGGCUUGGGACGAUUCCGCGCUGGCAAUUACCGUCAAUCCGAUGGACAGAUUGGCUGAUCAUCGCAACUCUUCGCGUCAUCCGGCUCAGAGAGACGAGGAUGCCGACGAAUCUGGCAGCUCAGAUUCAGACGACGCGUCGUACAGGGAUGAGGACCUUGAUAGCAGCGAUUGCGAGAACGAAUGCGAACCCAGCAACAGUCAACGUCACCGUCACAAUUCUCCCCAUGAUCUAGAAUGGGAUCAUCGUGACGUUUAAUUCUUUGCUUUCCAUUUCUGUCUCGCUGUUUUACCUUCGUUAAGAGGAGUACGUUGCUGACUGAGAUUACGGUCGUUUUUUAACUUUGUUACCGAAUUUUUUGUGUCCUGGAGACGCAGAGAAUUUACCAUUCUAUUAUUGUUCUUUUUGUUUUGCUCUAUUGAUCGUCGAUAUGCUAACCCUUUUUCUUAUUUAUGUUUUCUUACAUCGAAUUGUUGCAAAUACUUGCAGUAAACGUCAGUCUCUGAUCAUUAGCCCGAAACAUUGAUUCCUCUGAUAGUCACGAUCAAUUCGGGCGCGGUGAUGUCUUUAUAAUUUUUUUAGGGGUAAAUUAUUGCACGGGUAAUCAGGAAAUUGUUGUACACGCUAUCGUCACAGAAGAGCAGAAAACAAAAAUUGAUGCCCGUCAGAAUAGAAUCUCCGACACAUGUAUUAAAAUCCGUGAGAUUUUUACACACGCACAGUUCCUACAGGGUAUGAUCGUAAUUGAUGAUCAAAAGCAAAGUUCGCAUAAUUGAAUUGAUUUAUUGGAAUGUUAAAUGUCGGUUUGGGAGUCGACUGGCUGGUCGCUCUUUGAAUUUUAAAAGAAUCGUUGAAGACGCGUAUUUCCACAUACGCGACAGAUGUCCGUCCCGCUAGGUAGCAUUUACCGGCGUGUAUUUGUCUCGAAUUGUUUAACCGAGUUUUCAUUCGUCGCAGGUACUCCUUUUACACUUUUUGAAAUACGCGAGAGCCUCUUUGGGAGAGCUGAUUUUACUAACUCUUAGUAUACCUGCAACACAGCGCCGUCGCGCAUUAAUUAACACACACGCAAUCGAUACCCAGCUUAUUGGGUAUAAACACGCAUUUAAAAAUAGACGAUUUAUUUUAUUAAUUGAUGGUAAUUAGUAGUCGGGAUAGGAAGCUUCUUGAAAUUUAGAUAAUUUUUUUUUUAUCUAUCUUUGGUUUUAUACCUUUAACUUUGACGCUUUUGUAUAACGUUUUACUACUAUCGUCAUCGACGUAUCCUUUGUUUCUAGUAUUACCGCAUGAAUAGUGACGGGAAGAAUUUUUAAACGAACAAUCGUUUGUUGCUCUUUUUGUUUAACAGCACUUUCAGUCACUGUGGCGUCUUAACGCUUGCCUGAUUUUUGCAUUUUAGAUUUUUUUUCUACUUUUGAUUUCCAAGGUAUAAGAAUUUAUCUCAAUCCUGUUUCUUUUUGACUAUUAACUUUCAAUCUCUUAGUUUUUAGUUACAAGAUACUAAACACGACUAAACGUGCUGAUCCAUAGACGUUGCUGCAUUAACAAGCGCGUCAAAUAUCCUAUAUAAUGUGUCCAAGUCAAGCGGAUACUUGGUAUGGAAAAUCUAUUAUCUAUAUUCAUAGAAACUAUUGAUACAAUUUAUUUUUCCAACGUGCAUAUCAUAUCAUUUUUAUACGAGAAUGGCAACAAAAGCAGCAGCCUGUUGUAUCAGCUGCUAGGAGAAAGGAAUCUUCGUUACGAGAUCUCCCAUGUAGCAAACAUUUAUUAAUUCAUUCCCAUAAUUUUUAAAUACCAUGACCGUUAAAAAUCGAGAAAAUAUUU
Diprion similis is the source of this 5036-nucleotide messenger RNA. It is a transcript of the gene Cals, whose product is annotated as calsyntenin-1. Lineage: Eukaryota; Metazoa; Arthropoda; Insecta; Hymenoptera; Diprionidae. Gene Ontology annotation, biological process: positive regulation of synapse assembly; homophilic cell-cell adhesion; positive regulation of synaptic transmission. Bases 606 to 3470 code for a protein of 954 amino acids. The record is from RefSeq and is a predicted model, not a curated record. The transcript has 4 exons. Gene Ontology annotation, molecular function: calcium ion binding; X11-like protein binding; kinesin binding. Gene Ontology annotation, cellular component: cell surface; postsynaptic membrane.